GUAAAACCGGAAAAGUAUUGGCUCCUUUCUGAGCAAAACGCAAAAGUUUUGACUUUUCACCAGCGAAACCGGAAAAGUAUUGAAUUUUUCCGAGCAAAAAACGCGAAAGUUUUGACCUAUCCAUGGAAGGAGUAUGAUCGGUCAAUAAUUUUCCUGUUACCCUCUGUAGUACAAAGUAUAGUUACUCAAUGCUGUAACCCAACAAAUUUUCUGCACUCUUCUUUCAACGUGACAGCGAGCUCUAUAUUUGAAUUAACAGUUGCUCAGAUGGAUAAUAUUGAAUUCACCGAACAUAAUGCAACAAGAUAAAAUAAUUAAAUCUAUACAGUCAACCUUCAAGUUAUCCGGACUCAGCAUAUCGAGGGAAUGCUGCGCUCGGUUUGUCAGUCACUUACGCACCAUUGAUGAGGAGCUUCACAAUGAUUCGAUUAGGAGAAUCACGGAAAGUCUGCUAUCGCAGAACUUAAUUGAACCAUUGGUUACAUUGGAUCACUUAGAAAUUGCUAUAACGGAAUGCGCACUGCCGCGUAGCAAUUUUGAAGAGACUGAAACAGUGCUCAAUGUGUUAAAUGUCUCGAGUUUCCCAAAGAUCAGUUACGACUUACAAAACAAAAAAUUUAUUGUGGAUAAACCAAACUAUGAUCUAUUUUCGGAUUCAGUCAAUAAGUCUAAAUUAUUCAAGGAGAGACUUGAGCUAAUAUGGUACAGGACUUUAAAAAACGAACAUUUUGCUCCUCUUGAAUUUGGGCUGGUAAAUUCAAACCAUGUAGAACUGCGCCGUAUAGAGUAUUUACUAGGCUCCUCUAAAGUUCAAGGUGUUUACGUAAUGGGAGUUUUGACUCAGCUAACAGAUGGACACUUUUACCUGGAAGAUGUCACCGGAGUUGUGAAGAUCGACUUGAGCAAAGCAAAGUAUCAAGCAGGCCUGAUUACAGAAGGUUGUAUAGUCUUGGCAACAGGAGACUAUGAUCAAGAUGUUCUCGAUGUGAAGGCUCUAAGUUUUCCUCCAUCGGAGCCAUCUGAUCAGAGCCGGACGUAUUUUGGAAAAUCAAAUACUUUUGGCGGUCCACACCCGGUAUCGUUAAAGAUUUCCGAAAAACUAAAAAGUUUUGAGGAGGCAGGUCUUGACGAGACGAUCAUCUUCAUAUCGGAAUUAUGGGUCGAUGAUCAGAUUGUUUUAGAAAAAUUUAAAACAAUGAUUCAUGGGUACGCCAUUAGUCCUCCAAGAGCAUUCAUAAUAUGUGGAAAUUUUUUGAGUUUUCCUCCAAACAUUACGAGCACGCGAAAACUCGAAGAGGGUUUCAAGAACCUGGCAGAGAUUGUAUCUCGAUAUCCUGAAAUAGCUCAACAUAGUAAAUUUGUAUUAGUUCCCGGACCCGAUGAUCCUGGGUCACCAAAAAUACUUCCUAGAGCACCAUUGCCCUCUCAUGUGAUCCGAGAUUUUAUGAAAGAAGUUCCCGAUGUUAUUCUUGCGACAAAUCCUUGUAGGAUUCAAUAUUGCACUAAAGAAAUAAUCGUUUUUAGAGAAAAUAUUCUCACAAAGGUCUGCAGGAACACGUUGUACUUUAACAAUGACAAUGAUAUUCCUAACCAGUAUGCAAGGUCCAUAAUAUCUCAGUCUCACUUGACUCCGAUGAACCUUAUAGCUGUUCCUAUUUACUGGAACCAAGAUCACGCACUACAACUUUAUCCAACUCCAGAUCUGGUGGUCGUAGCCGAUCAAUACAAGCCUUACUCUACAAAAUUCAACGAUUGCCAUGUGAUAAAUCCUGGAGUUUUUUCCAAAAACGAUUUUCCCUUUAUGAAUUACUAUCCGGCUGAUAAUAAGAUCGAAGAGUCCUCAAUAGGGAAAGGUGAAGAUACGUCCUAGCUUCAAGAUAUGAUGUCACUUGGCUCGAGGAUGCUUCUCCGCAUUAUCUUCAUUUUCGAAGAUUGAUAAUCAUAAGCAUUAUCUGAUUAUGCAACAAUUUUAUACAAUAAGAUUUAUUCAAUUAUUAUUUUAUAUUCACUUCUUGGUAUAAUAAAUUCUUAUCCUCGACUUUUUACAAUA
Athalia rosae (coleseed sawfly) is the source of this 2050-nucleotide messenger RNA. RefSeq names its product DNA polymerase epsilon subunit 2 (gene DNApol-epsilon58). Gene Ontology annotation, molecular function: DNA binding. NCBI's taxonomy places the organism in Eukaryota, Metazoa, Arthropoda, Insecta, Hymenoptera, Athaliidae. The transcript has 4 exons. The coding region runs from base 296 to 1870 and encodes 524 amino acids. The record is from RefSeq and is a predicted model, not a curated record. Gene Ontology annotation, cellular component: epsilon DNA polymerase complex. Gene Ontology annotation, biological process: error-prone translesion synthesis; DNA-templated DNA replication.